Aspergillus steynii IBT 23096 is the source of this 351-nucleotide messenger RNA. RefSeq lists its product as uncharacterized. The transcript has 2 exons. The record is from RefSeq and is a predicted model, not a curated record. Lineage: Eukaryota; Fungi; Ascomycota; Eurotiomycetes; Eurotiales; Aspergillaceae. Bases 1 to 351 code for a protein of 116 amino acids.
AUGCUCAUCUACGUCGGUAAACUCAGCUAUCCCCCCUACGCCUCGAACGAGCUGGUCACCGUCAUCUUCCGUGACAACAUUCAGUCCGGAGACCUGGUGUCUGUGAUCCACCAGUGGUCCAAGGACGCGAGCGGCAAGGAGAAAGCAAACUCCCAUGCACACGGCACGGUCAAUAAGGUUGCUUCGGGCAGUGAGGGCAAGAAAGAGGUUGAGAUCUUGUAUGAGAAUCGAGACAAGACUUAUUAUUGGUACAAGGGAACUGUGUCGGGCGAUACUCUGACCCUGUCGAUGUGGAACAAGGGUGGCGAGAAGGUUGCGGAUUCCAUCCGGUUGCAUCUUGCCUUCUUCUAA